Fragaria vesca subsp. vesca is the source of this 5598-nucleotide messenger RNA. RefSeq lists its product as uncharacterized. NCBI's taxonomy places the organism in Eukaryota, Viridiplantae, Streptophyta, Magnoliopsida, Rosales, Rosaceae. Gene Ontology annotation, molecular function: transcription corepressor activity. The transcript has 9 exons. The coding region runs from base 382 to 5598 and encodes 1738 amino acids. Gene Ontology annotation, biological process: negative regulation of DNA-templated transcription. The record is from RefSeq and is a predicted model, not a curated record.
GAAGCAAGGGUAAAGCACUCUCUCUCUUUCUCUCUCUAAAACCUUAAAAUCCUCCAAAGCCCUCUCUCCUCACUCUGUCUCUGUCUCUGUCUUUUGUCUCUGUCUCUGUCACGUAACUCCCCUCUUUCUCUCACUCCCUGUCUUUCUCUCUUCUCCAAUCCGAAAUUCCGCAAACGCCGAUGUCGGAAUCACUGAAGCUCUCCCGGCGCACGUGACUCGCACGCCGGCGUUUUGGGAUGCAUUGGCUGCUGACUCCGUCAACUGGUGAUCUGGCUGCAGAGUUCAUGUAAUCAAGUGUUCAUGGGGGAUUGUGGGGUUUUGGGUCGAGUGAGGAAAUUGGAAUAGAAAAGUGGAGCUGCGGUUUUGUGGGUUUUGUUAGAGAUGGAGGGGUUGAGAUCUGGCAGGUUGAAGGUUGAGAGAGAGAAGCAAACAGUGGGACAGGAGAAUAACGGUGGGGAUGAGCCGGAAUUUGAUGAUGAUAAGGAGAAGAAGGUGAAUGGUGUAGUGCCAAUUAUGGGGAGGGUUUUAAGGUCACGGGUUGUGGGGAAUGGUGGUGGUGAGGGAGGAGGGGAGGUUGGGAAGAGGAGGAGGUUGGUGGAUGAUGGGGAGGGUAAGAAUGGGAAGGAAAAGAAGUGGGAUGGUAAUGUGGGCAUUGGUGGGAGGGUUCUGCGGUCGAGGAGUGUGGUGAAUGGUGGGGGUGACAAGGGGGAGGGAGAUGGUGGUGAGAUGGAGGAUGUGGGAGUUGUGGAGAAAAGGAAGAGGCAGAGGUUGGUUAAGGAGGGUGAGAAUGUUGUUGACGGUGGUAUUCAGAAGAAGGGGGAUGGUAAAGUGCUGAAUGCUGGCCGGGUUCUGCGGUCAAGGACUGUGGUGAAUGGUGAUUGUGAUAAGGCGGAGAGCGGUGGUGAUCAGGUGAAGAGUGAUGGUAGUGAGGCGGAGAGUAAUGGCGGUAAGGUGGAGAGUGGUAGUGGUAAGGCAGAGAGUGAUGGUGUAAAGGCAGAGAGUGGUUGUGCGAAGGCAGAGAGUGAUGUUGAUAAGGCAGAGAGUGAUGGUGGGAAGGCGGAGAGUGGUGGUGAUGAGGCAGAGAGAGCUGCUAUUAAGGCAGAGAGUAAUGGUGAUAAAGUGGAGAGUGAUAGUGAAAUGGAUGAGCGUGAAAGUGUGGAAGUAGCUGAGUUUGGGAAGAAUAGUAGGUUGGUUGGUAAUGGUGGCGGUGUGGAUAAAAAGCAGGUGAAGGAAACAGAGGUGGGUGGUAAAGCGCCAGUUGCUUGUCGGGUUCUGCGGUCACGGACUGUGGUGAAUGGUGGGUGUAUGGCAGAGAAUGAUGGUGCUCUGGUUCUUCCAUGUAGACGGGAUGAUGGGUCUCAGAAGAAUUUCCGUGAUGUGAUAAAUGAAGGAGAGGAUCAGUUGGUUACAGGGGUUACAAAGAAGUUGAAAGGUAAGCGUGGGAGACCACCCAAGGUUGAAAAAGAAGAAAGUGGGAGACCGGGUGAUGGAUUCAGGAAGUUGAAAGGUAAGCGUGGGAGACCUCAAGUUUCAGAAAAGGAAGAGAGUGAUCUCUUGGAUGGUCGGUUUAGAAAGAAGUUACGAUCUGGGAAGAACAGUAGUGAGGUUUUGAAAGGAAAUCUGGACAAGGAAGGAAAUGUAUACUUAAGAAGCAAAUUGGGUUUGAAGUCACAAAGAGUGAAACCAAGUAAAUUGACUAAUGGUUCAUAUCUGGAAAGGAAGAGGAUUGGGAAAGAAUCGGAUGUGAAGGCCUCUUCUCAAACUAAAAGGGAUAAAAGAGGAAAAGGUUCAGAGAGUGUGGACAAUGUGGACAGGGAUGUACAUAAAAAACAGAAACAGAAACAAAGCAGAGAUAAACAACAGGAAAGCAAGUCGAAGGAUGGCUUACGUGAGCUAAAACAGGCAGUGAGCGAAAAAAUAGUUAAAAUGAUUCUGGCUGCAGGCUGGAAAAUCGAACGUAGGCCGAGGAAUGGCAAAGAGUACAUGGAUGCAGUGUACGUAUGUCCAGCAGGAAAGACUCACUGGUCAGUAACCAAGGCUUACAAUUCUCUUAAAAUGAGUUGUGAAAAUGUUGAUCCAAUGGCUUGCAAGAGCAGUUUUAAAUUUACGCUGAUACCACCAGAGGAACUCAGCAUGCUACAGAGGGUCGGGAGCGACAAGAAGAAGAAGAAGAAGAAGGGAAAGGGUGGAGGACAGGGAAAAAAUAAUGCCAAGAAGAAGGCAAAGAAUGGGGAUACCUCUGAUGGAGAGAUUGAAGAGAAGAGGAGAAAGAAACUGGGUAAGUCACUGAAAGGAAAACAUCUGCUUUUUGAGAAGGAUGCAUCAAAAAGCACAGUAUGUGAGGGAAAGCUAUGUUCGGUCCAGCAUCACAAGCGGCAGAAGACUCAGAAUAGAAAGCGAUGUGCUUUGUUAGUUCGCAACUCUGAGAAUGCAGAUUCCGAAAAUGAUGGCUACAUACCAUAUGAUGGAAAGAGAACAGUACUUGCUUGGAUGAUUGACUUGGGAACCCUGUCACUUAAUUCAAAGUUGAAGUACAUGAACAAGAGGAAGAGACAAGUGCUGCUUGAGGGUAAAAUUGCCAGAGAUGGAAUUCAUUGUGGUUGCUGUGACGAAACCAUCUCACUUUCAGAAUUUGUAACUCAUACUAGAAGUGAUUACUCUGAGCCUCUUAGAUAUAUACUUACAGACUCUGGAUCUUCCCUUUUGCAAUGCCUGCUAAACUCAUGGAAUAAACAGGAAGAGUCUGAAUGCCGGGGAUUCCACUCUGUAGAGGUUACUAUGGAAGACCCAAAUGAUGAUACUUGUGGGAUCUGUGGAGACGGAGGAGAUUUGAUAUGUUGUGAUGGUUGUCCAUCAACAUUCCACAAAAGUUGCUUGGAGAUAAAGAAGUUCCCAUCUGGUGACUGGCACUGUGUAUACUGCUCAUGCAAAUUCUGUGGGAUGUUUGAUGAGAAUAUGUCUGAAAGGGAUGGUAGUGAGGAUGUAGCUGCGUCAGUAUUACUUACCUGCCAUUUGUGUGAGGAAAAAUAUCAUCAAUGCUGUAUUCAGGCAAAGGAUGCUGUAAAUGGUGAUUCCAGCAGUCCAUCCUUCUGUGCAAAGAAUUGCCAAGAGCUAUUUGAGAAACUGGAGAGCCUUCUCGGAGUUAGGCAUGAAGUGGAAGAAGGGUUUUCAUUGACUCUCCUUCGCCGAUUUGAUGUCGGUGAUACACCACAGAAGGUUGAUUGCAAAUCAAAGCUAAUUGAAUGCAAUGCCAAGCUGGCUGUUGCAUUUUUAAUUAUGGAUGAGUGUUUUCUGCCAAUGGUUGACCACAGAAGUGGAGUCAAUCUGAUCCAUAACAUUCUUUAUAAUCGUGGGUCAAAUUUUAACCGACUGAACUACGGUAGUUUCUUCACUGCAAUUCUAGAGAGGGGUGAUGAGAUCAUAUCUGCCGCAACCAUUAGGAUCCAUGGAAACUAUUUAGCAGAGAUGCCGUUUAUUGGAACCCGCUAUAUGUAUAGGCGUCAAGGAAUGUGCCGCCGCCUUCUGAGUGCGAUUGAAUCUGCUCUCUGCUCUCUAAAAGUUGAAAGAUUGGUCAUACCUGCAAUCUCAGAAUUGACGGAAACAUGGACUUCUGUUUUUGGUUUUAAGUCCCUUGAAGAAUCAAGCAAGCAGAAGAUGAAGAACAUGAAUAUCUUGGUUUUCCCUGGUGUAAAUAUUUUACAGAAACCAUUGUUGAACCAGUUAACAGAAACUAACGAGAGUCCUGUGAAAGGUUUGAGUUUCGCUGAUCUCAAGCAUGACGAAACCUUGAAGGAUGUGGUUUGUAAUACUGAUGAGGGACAUUUGGCUCGAUCUGACGGUGAAGCACCUGCACCGUGUGUGCAUGAGGGAAAUGAUGAGCUUGCUGCUGUUCAAUCUGACACACAGAAUAUCAGUUCUGUAUCUCAUGAUUAUCUGGAGAGCAAGAGCAAUGCUAUCCCAAUUCCUACUGAUUCAGUGUGUGAUGUUCUCGAGCUAACCAAAGAGAUAAAUGAAUACCAAAAUUCUGCUAAUGCGAGGGCAUUGGAAUUGGUCAGCAAACAGAACCAGCCAGAGCUGUUUUGCGAUACUGCUGAGGGUUUCUUGGUUGGAGCAGACAUUGAGGCAACGGAAUCCUUUAAACACAAGGCAAAUGGUGAACUUGUUGCUGUUGAAUCUGAUACAAUGCUUAAUUGUGGUGUUUCAGAUAAUAAUGUGGAGGGUGAAACCAAUACUACGGCAAUUCGUACUGGUUCAAUUAGUGAUGCUCAUGAACAAACUGAAGAUUCACAGCCUGUUUGUGGUGUUUCUCAUGAUAAACCAGAGGAAAACAAUACUCUGACAAUUCAUACUGGUUCGAUUACUGAUGCUCAUCAACAAACUGAAGAGAAAAUUGAACUUCAAAAUUCAGCUUCUGUUCCUGAUGUUGAGGAAGUGGAAUUGGGCACCGAACACAACCAACAUAGCAUGUCUAAAGUGGAAAGGACUUCUGAUCUUCAUUCUGAAGGUAUUGAUUCUCAUGAUAAACCAGAGGAAAACAAUACUCUGACAAUUCCUACUGGUCCAAUUACUGAUGCUCAUCAACAAACUGAAGAGAGAACUGAACUUCAAAAUUCAGCUUCUGUUCCUGAUGUUGAGGAAGUGGAAUUGGGCACCGAACACAACCAACAUAGCAUGUCUAAAGUGGAAAGGACAUCUGAUCUUCAUUCUGAAGGUAUUGAUUCUGGUAUAGAAGUUCUUUGUGCUUUAGGGGAGGGUACUGAAAACAGGGACAGUACGCCAAUAAUAGAAGAUGGCAUCGUUAAACCCCUUGGUCCACAUGAUGAAGAAUAUUUUCACCCGUGUACUGCAAAUAAUGCUACUGAACUCCAGAAUGGAUCUUUAGUUCAUGAAUCCAAAGUUUCCGGUGAAAAUAUUGUUGGCACUGAUUCAGAGAUUACAUCUCAGAUAUCUCAUGAUGCAAGGGACCAUAAGCAUCAUGAUUCUCAACAUUUGCAAGUUGAAGAAUCUAUUUCCCGUCCUGAUCAAAAGAUGCUUGAGACUAGUGAAGUGGAGAAUAACCAUUCUUGUAUUCAGGACGCUACUAUAGUGACGGAAGGGGUGCAUCCAGAAUCUGUCAAGUGUUCUGCCAGAAUUCUGACCAAAACUAGCAAGGUAGCCAGUGAUGAAUUUCACCAGGCUCCCCCGUUGAGUCUUGAAAAAGAAGAAGAUACAACUGUGCUGUUUGGCUGCAGCAUUACUUGCAUCUCUGGCAAUGGGCAGGACACUCACAAAGUUGUAUCAACUCCAGCUGAUAACAAUUCUCAUCCUUCGUGUGGGGCUAAUAAAAGUAAUGGGACUUCUGUAGCCCCUGGUGUCGACUCAACUUCCUGUGGGACUAAUAUCGACAGUAAUGGGAAAUCCAAGGCCCCUGCUGUUGACUUCACUUCCAACGGGGAUCAUGUGAACACCAAAUCCCUGCUGCAAUCUGAUUUUGAUUCUGAUGUUGAUAAUAACAGUCUCAGACAGCCCAACUCGAGCAAUACCUGUGCAUCUGGUGGGGUUAACUCAUUUGGUGCUUCGGAGGUGACAGUCUUAUCAAACCAGGGCCAGGCUAGUUGA